Molecule: messenger RNA, 1164 nt
Organism: Prunus armeniaca (apricot)
Lineage: Eukaryota; Viridiplantae; Streptophyta; Magnoliopsida; Rosales; Rosaceae
Source: the annotation of a GenBank genome assembly
AUGAGAGCGACCUUAUCAAAGAAAUUGUUGAAGAAGCGUGGAUAUGGGGGUAAAGUGCUUCUGGUUAUUGAUGAUGUGGAUCAAUUAAACCAGCUGCAAAUAUUGGCUGGGAAGAAAGACUGGUUUGGUUUGGGGAGCAGAAUCAUUAUUACAACCAGAAAGGAACCUCUGUUGAUCGAACACAACAUAGAGGAACGACAUCAGCUCUUGGGAUUACAAGACAAUGAAGAUUUUCAUCCCUAUGACGGGAAUGAAAAUCAUCCACUUAUGAAAUUUACGAAGCUUGAGAAUCAUGCUUCACACAUUUCCUGCUACAUGAAGCUUCGUCAUUCACUAUGUGUUGUUUGUGAAAAAGUAAUCCGAUCAAAUUCAGAUGGUGGUUUUAAUAAUAAGUUUCUGGUACAUCAUUUCUGGCCACAAAGAUCCUGUCCUUCUCAUGAGGAGGACGGAACCCCUAAAUGUUGCAGCUGUGAAAGAUUACAGCCAAGGAACACCAGAUAUUAUUUUCUUAAUGAUGGCCGGUCACUAUGUCUGGAGUGCCGUGAUUCGGCCAUUAAAGAAGCUAAUGACUGCGAAGCCCUUUUCCUUCAAGUACAAGAUAUUUUUUAUUUGAAAAUUCCAAAGAAAAAUAUUCGAAUAUACUUGGUGGACAAAGAAGAACUCUUCAAAGCCAUGAAUAAGGGAGAAAAGAAUGGACGCGUGACUCGUCAAUUCCUAGCAGGUGGGGCUACCCAGGGCUGUAUCGUAUGGAAGAAAAAAAAAUGGAAGUUGAAUCCUUUCCAUGAAGUAACAUCAAUUCUGAUACUAACUGGUCUUCCUAGGCUAUUGGCAGGGUCGAUUAUGGCUUGCAGUACAAUGGACGCAUGGCUACAGCUCAACUUUUUUGGAACAGUACAUAUGAGCUCACUGGUUAGAAAGGCUAUGAGCCAAGUGUUAGCCCAUAUGUGGCUGGAGUUUGAGAUGAACUCUGGGUUUGACAUUGAGAAGAAGCUUGGUGAAUUUUUUCGACACCAAAUUGAGGAACCGGUGUUCUAUGAGGACGUAAUUCAGAAUCUAAAUUAUAUGAAAGGGUUCAGCUUAUGUAGAAAAGCAGUGCUCAGGCAUGGUCUAAGACAGACCCUUGACCAUAUUCGAACGACAGGAAGCUUUCCACCUGUAGACUGA